GCUUUUCUGAACCAGCACUGUGGUGAGCUGGUGUCGGUCUGCGAGGCUUAUCUGGCCCCCAUCAUUCUGAGUGAAAAGGGGGCCCAGAACCUCAACGAGGAGCUGAUGGUCAAACACCUCCACACUCUGGGCGUGGCGUCACUCCACUGUCCUGCCAAGGUUGGCAAGAGGACAGUACUGCUGGUGGAGUCGGUCCUCACAACACGUUCUGAAAAACUGCCAGGGUGUCAAGAGGAGCUGCCUGCGUCCCUGCCUCUGUCCCAGUUCAAAGCUAACUCUAUGCCGACCAAAGUCAGAGCGCACGGAGUCAUCACUUUAGGUAAGCUGUGUCUGCAGCACGAGGAUCUCAUCCACAAGUACCUGCCGGUGUUUGCCAGGGAGAUUGAGGAGGGCAAGGAGGUUGCCGUGCGCAACAACGUGGUGGUGAUCAUGUGCGAUCUGUGUGUUCGAUACACCAACAUGGUGGAUCACUACAUCCCCAACAUCUCCGCCUGUCUGGGAGACAACGAAGCCAUCAUCAGGGAGCAGACGCUCAUCAUGCUGACCAACCUGCUGCAGGAUGAGUUUGUGAAAUGGAAGGGCUCUCUCUUCUUUCGCUUUAUGGUGGCGCUGGUUGACCCAGUCCCUGCCAUCGCCAGGUAUGUUACUAUGGUUUUGGCGCAGUG
Molecule: messenger RNA, 665 nt
Organism: Notothenia coriiceps (black rockcod)
Lineage: Eukaryota; Metazoa; Chordata; Actinopteri; Perciformes; Nototheniidae
Product: condensin-2 complex subunit D3-like
Exons: 5
Biological process (GO): meiotic chromosome condensation; mitotic chromosome condensation
Cellular component (GO): condensed chromosome, centromeric region; condensin complex
Molecular function (GO): histone binding
Source: RefSeq, a predicted model, not a curated record